GCCGACGUGCGGCCGCCCUGCUUCCUCGCCCGUCCAGCCUCCCCCUCUCCAAAUCCCCUUCUCCCGCCUCUCCUAUCUUCAUCCCCUCCUCCUCCCAAUCCCUUCAAAGAGAGAAGAAGGCAGGGAGGGAUCCAUCCUAGCUGCAGACCGACAAGCCGACCGACUCAAACCCGCAAGAAACCAGCCACCGGAUAGAAGACUGACAUGGCAAGGCUCAGUGUGGCCUCGCUCGCGCUCCUGGCGGCCGCGGCCGCGGUCACCUGCCUGCCGGCCCCGGCCUCCGCCGGCGAGCUGGCCUCCAUGCUGCUGUCGCGCGCUGCGGCCUGCGACGGAAUCAUCGGGGAGUGCGGCGUGGACGAGGACGAGGAGAUGGGGACGGGGACGGGCGCCGGCGAGGCGCUGCGCAGGUCGCUGGAGCGGAAGCCGACGGCCAGGUACAUCAGCUACGCGGCGCUGCGCGCCGACCAGAUCGUCUGCAACAAGCGCGGGGCGUCCUACUACACCAACUGCGGGUCCAUGCAGCAGAUGAACCCUUACACGCGCGGCUGCUCCGCCAUCACGCACUGCGCGCGCAACAUGAACUGAUUGGUCCUCCGUAUGACUCGUGGAUCUUGCGAACGUACGGCAGUGAUCGAUGCGUACAUACGGAGCGGAGAGAAGGUGUGUGCCGUGCGAGCACCUAAUUGGAUGCGUUCGUGCUGCUAUACAUCAUUGAUCCAACGAAUUUAACGACUCUUAUUAUGUUUGUGUUGAUGAGUAGUGUAGAAUAAGGAUUUGUGCAAGGCAACUGUACUAACCUCAUAGGGUGUCCAUAUAUAUAGCGCAUACAGAGUUUAAUUCCAUCACAA
Messenger RNA from Hordeum vulgare subsp. vulgare (domesticated barley), 848 nucleotides. RefSeq names its product protein RALF-like 33. The transcript has a single exon. NCBI's taxonomy places the organism in Eukaryota, Viridiplantae, Streptophyta, Magnoliopsida, Poales, Poaceae. Bases 205 to 585 code for a protein of 126 amino acids. The record is from RefSeq and is a predicted model, not a curated record.